AUGGAGGCGCAGGCGCGCAGUGGAAUGGAGCUGUGGUCGUGUCUCGCCUCACCGGCCGCCUCUUUCAUCCUCUUCUCCUUCUACGUCUACUUCGACAUCACCGAGAUCGACGACGUCAACACCAACGAGCUUUACAAUGCCAGCCAGCUCUACCUCUCCUCCUCCGUCUCCAUCUCCGGCAUCCGCCUCUCCCUCACCCGCGUCGUCACCUUCGACCUCGCCUACAACGACUCCGUCGCCGACUCCUUUAACGGUGCCACCGUCCUCUUGGAGCACGUCGUCUCACAGCGCCACUCCCAGACCUUCUCCUGGAACCCCUGA
Messenger RNA from Linum tenue, 321 nucleotides. NCBI's taxonomy places the organism in Eukaryota, Viridiplantae, Streptophyta, Magnoliopsida, Malpighiales, Linaceae. The record is from the annotation of a GenBank genome assembly.